AUGGAAUUCCCUGAGCCUCAUGUCCAUCUGCCUCAGGAUCCGCACACCCACACGGUCAUCCUGCUCCAUGGUCGCGGGAGCAAUGGCCCCGAAUUCGCCGAGGAGCUCUUCUCCUCCGUCACCUCCAAGAACCAAAACCUCGCUUCUUGUCUCCCCACCUGGCGCUGGGUCUUCCCGACCUCCCGUGAUCGGUGGAGCACUACAUUUCGGGAAGAGAUGUGCUCCUGGUUCGACGCGUGCUCCUUGAGCGACAUUCAGAAAGGACAGGAUUUGCAAAUUGACGGUCUAAGGGAGUCAGUCGCGCACAUCUUACAUAUUCUGGAGAAUGAAAUUAAGAUACUUGGCGGGAAGCCCAGCCAUAUCUAUCUCGGGGGUAUCAGCCUGGGAAUGGCAACUGCUUUGUGGGCAUUAUUCUGUGCCACGGACCGAAUCAACGGACCACUGGGUGGCUUUCUGGGCUUCUCUGGCUGGUUGCCGUUUGCCCAUCAGGUGGAAGAUUUGGUUCGGCAGCAGCCACAGGAAGCCAGUUCUCUCGGUGGCCCUAGUAAGAUCCAGAUACAACACUUGGCCUCUAAUUUCUUCCUGGAUACAAUCGCCGGUCCCGAAAAGUCGCAGAGUAAUAAGACCGUCAAUACCUCUAUCCUGUCGACUCCCGUGUUUUUAAGCCACGGAACCGAUGACGCGUGGGUACCUGUGGAAUUGGGUCGACAGGCAUCUCAAGUCUUGCAACAAACCCUGAUUCCUGUUGAAUGGAACGAGUUUACUGGGGCGGAGGAAGAGGGCCAUUGGAUCAAGGAGCCCGAGGGGUUCGAUCAAAUUCUUCAGUUUCUUGAAAGGGCGUGA
Molecule: messenger RNA, 843 nt
Organism: Aspergillus wentii DTO 134E9
Lineage: Eukaryota; Fungi; Ascomycota; Eurotiomycetes; Eurotiales; Aspergillaceae
Product: alpha/beta hydrolase
Exons: 1
Coding region: 1-843 (280 amino acids)
Biological process (GO): protein depalmitoylation
Cellular component (GO): cytoplasm
Molecular function (GO): carboxylic ester hydrolase activity; palmitoyl-(protein) hydrolase activity
Source: RefSeq, a predicted model, not a curated record